Molecule: messenger RNA, 2832 nt
Organism: Fulmarus glacialis (Northern fulmar)
Lineage: Eukaryota; Metazoa; Chordata; Aves; Procellariiformes; Procellariidae
Gene: USP4
Product: ubiquitin specific peptidase 4 (proto-oncogene)
Exons: 20
Biological process (GO): protein deubiquitination
Molecular function (GO): cysteine-type deubiquitinase activity
Source: RefSeq, a predicted model, not a curated record
AUCCAGAAACGCAGAGUUUAAAAGAACACCUCAUUGACGAGCUAGAUUACGUACUGGUUCCCACCGAAGCCUGGAAUAAACUAGUAACGUGGUAUGGCUGCAUAGAUGGACAGCAGCCUAUUGUGAGAAAAGUAGUGGAAUAUGGUCUGUUUGUGAAGCACUAUAAGGUUGAAGUUUAUCUUCUUGAGCUGAAGCUGUGUGAGAGCAGUGAUCCUGACAAUGUAAUUAGCUGCCACUUUAGCAAAGCAGAUACUGUUGCUAUCAUCGAGAAAGAAAUGAGAAAACUAUUUAAUAUCCCAGCUGAGAAGGAAACUAGGUUAUGGAACAGGUAUAUGAGUAACACUUAUGAGCAGCUCAGCAAGCUGGAUAGCACUGUGCAAGAUGCAGGGCUCUAUCAGGGUCAGGUUGUUCUAAUAGAAGUGAAAAGUGAAGAUGGCACGUGGCCUGGGCAGCAUUUCCUGGCAAAAUCAAGCACUGCAACUAGCAGAAACUUUACUACCUCUUCAAAAUCAUCAGCAAGUUCUUAUUCCUCAGUGUCUGCCACUUCUGUCAUUACUAACGGUGAUAGCAGUAACUCCUAUGGACUGAACAGCUCCCACCUGGGCAGGGGAGGUUCUGGAUUUGUCUGUAACUCUUACAACUGCAGGGACAGUGCUCCCCUGUUACAACCUGGACUCUGUGGACUCAGUAACCUUGGAAAUACCUGCUUCAUGAAUUCUGCAUUACAGUGUCUGAGCAAUACCCCUCCUCUGACUGACUAUUUCCUGGAAGAUAAAUAUGAAGCUGAAAUAAAUCAGAACAAUCCACUGGGGAUGAGAGGAGAAAUUGCAGAAGCCUAUGCAGAGCUCAUUAAACAGAUUUGGUCUGGGAGACAGUCUCAUGUGGCCCCACGUAUGUUUAAAACGCAGGUUGGCCGAUUUGCUCCUCAGUUUUCAGGAUACCAGCAGCAAGAUUCCCAGGAGCUCUUGGCUUUUCUUCUAGAUGGCUUGCACGAGGAUUUGAACAGAGUGAAGAAGAAGCCCUACUUGGAGCUGAAGGAUGCCAAUGGCAGACCUGAUUCGGAGGUGGCAAAAGAAGCCUGGGAGAAUCAUAGGCUGAGGAAUGAUUCUAUCAUUGUGGAUAUUUUUCAUGGUCUUUUCAAAUCUACCCUUGUUUGUCCCAAAUGCUCCAAAGUUUCUGUGACCUUUGAUCCCUUCUGUUACUUAACCCUUCCACUGCCCUUGAGGAGAGAUCGUCUCAUGGAAGUUACCCUGGUAUAUGCAGACCCCCAGCAUAGACCUGUCCAGUACCGGCUUGUGGUGCCGAUGAUGGGGGCCAUCUCGGAUCUGUGUGAAUCACUCUCCAAACUCUCUGGUGUUCCUGCAGAAAAUAUGGUGGUGACAGAUGUGUAUAAUCAUCGAUUCCACAAAAUCUUCCAAAUGGAUGAAGGUUUAAAUCAUAUCAUGCCAAAAGACGACAUCUUUGUAUACGAAGUUUGCAAGCCAAGUGAGGAUGGCUUGGAGUAUGUUACUCUCUCUGUUUACUUUCGGGAAAAGACAAUGAGGCAAUCCAGCAAUACUUCAGGGACCGUACUCUUUGGUCAGCCACUAUUAAUAUCUGUGCCGAAACACAAGCUCACUGUGGAUCACUUGUACAGUGUGGUUUUGGAGCAGAUCAGCCGCUAUGUGAAACUCCCUUUGGUGGAAGAAUACUCUACACCCUGCCCAGACAAAGGAACCUGCAAUGGCUCCAAUGGUGUGGUUGAAGGUGUCAUUGAAGAGAUGGAGCAUCAGGAUGGUGGACAGGAAGGCAAGGAAAAGCUGGCAGAAGUUGAUCCCUGCCACUCUGAGGGUUGUAUGCAGAUCGAGUCAGCAAGAGACCUGCAGCCUUGCAAGAAGCAGCAUUUCACUUUUAGCCUCGUGAAUUCUUCUGGGACCUCUGAGAUAAACUCCAUUGUCGAAGGAAAAAUCUUAAAACUGAAUGCUUUUUCUGCGCUUGCUAUUGACUGGGAUUCUGAUACACGGAGGCUACUUUUUGAUGAACAGGAGGCACAGGCGUUUGAAAAACAUGGAAGUACAUUACAGCCACAGAAGAAGAAAGCUGUGGUAGCCCUCAGAGACUGCAUAGAGCUCUUCACUACUAUGGAAACGCUUGGUGAACAUGACCCAUGGUACUGCCCUAACUGUAAGAAACAUCAACAGGCCACAAAGAAGUUUGACUUGUGGUCUUUGCCCAGGAUUUUGGUAGUGCAUUUAAAACGCUUCUCAUACAGCAGAUACUGGAGGGAUAAACUUGACACUGUUGUGGAAUUCCCUAUCAGGGGUUUAAACAUGUCUGAGUUUGUCUGCGACCCAAGAGCAGGCUCAUACGUGUAUGACCUCAUUGCAGUUUCCAAUCACUAUGGAGCCAUGGGAGUAGGCCACUACACCGCCUACGCCAAGAACAAAGUGAAUGACAAGUGGUACUACUUUGAUGACAGCAGUGUAUCCGUGGCUUCAGAAGACCAAAUAGUGACAAAAGCUGCGUAUGUGCUGUUUUAUCAGCGCCGAAACAGUGAGGAACAUACUGCCCCAUCUCCUCCCCAAGAAGAGUGUGAUGGCAUGGAUACCAACUAAACAUCACCUCCAGCACUUGGCCACCAUGUUAGCGGUCGCUCUUCUAAAGCCAUGCCUGAGGCAUCUGAAAAUUUUUCUUCCUUCUGUAGGAGUCAAGCAGAAAAUCUAGCACUGAAAGAUUCAGUGCUGGGGGUUGCAGAGUAGCACUGGAGAGCCAGGAAUAGGUGCUGACACUUGGGUAUUUAGAGGCCAAAAAUAAUAUAUAUCGGAGCUUCAAUAAAGUUCUUUUUAAAAUCUG